Molecule: messenger RNA, 710 nt
Organism: Eimeria acervulina
Lineage: Eukaryota; Apicomplexa; Conoidasida; Eucoccidiorida; Eimeriidae
Product: GD13948, related
Exons: 5
Biological process (GO): protein import into nucleus
Cellular component (GO): nucleus; cytoplasm
Molecular function (GO): nuclear import signal receptor activity
Source: RefSeq, a predicted model, not a curated record
GUUUUGCGCCCUACGCUCCGACUGCACUCGCUCUGUGCCAGCAGCGCAUUGCGGAGACACUGCAGCAAAUCGAAGCAGCAGAGAGAGGAGACACUGAUGCCUGGCCUGACAGAGAUACACUCGAAUGCUCGCUGGAUGUGUUAAGCUCAGUUGCAGAGAGUUUAGGAGAGCAGCUGCUUCCUUUGCUGCAGCAGCAGCAGCAGCUGCUGCUGCUGCUAGAGCGUUGCUGCAGCGACAAGAGCCCUUCUGUGCUGCAGUCAGCUCUAGCGUUAGUAGGAGAUCUUGCGAAGCAUUGUGCUGUCGUACCUCGGCCCGAAGUUAUCUUUCCGCUUCUGCAGCAGCAUUUGCUGCACGGUUCGAUAUCUGUAGUAAAUAACGCAGGCUGGGCGUUAGGCGAGCUGUCUCUUCGAGUGUCUCCUGAGGUUUUGUCUCCUUUUGCGGUCCCUCUGUCUUCGCUUCUUAUUUGUAUUAUUCAUAAACAAGACAUGCAUAAAGCGCUGCUGCAGAAUGUCGCCAUUACCCUGGGUCGUUUGGCUGGGGUUUGUCCCUCUGCUUUGUCUCCUUUGCUUCCUGACUUUUUGUCGCGGUGGUGCGUCUUGUCGAGGACAACUAAGAAUGAUGCUGAUAAGGCGGGAGCAUUCAGAGGUUAUGCUGCUGAUGCUGCUGUUGCUGCUAGGGGUAUUGGUUGUAUGCUUAGAGUGUAUUAUUAG